Molecule: messenger RNA, 1369 nt
Organism: Daucus carota subsp. sativus
Lineage: Eukaryota; Viridiplantae; Streptophyta; Magnoliopsida; Apiales; Apiaceae
Product: stemmadenine O-acetyltransferase
Exons: 1
Coding region: 1-1323 (440 amino acids)
Source: RefSeq, a predicted model, not a curated record
AUGAUGACGGGAGGUCUGCUACUGGCAUCAAUUUCCCGAAGGCAACUUCAUGUGAUUUCCAAAUCAAAAUGUAUAGUCAAACCAGCCUCUCCAACACCACCAAAGCUGAAACAAUAUAAUCUUUCUUCGCAGGAUCGAAUGAUUCGAAAUCUGUACAUGCCAAUCAUACUCUUCUAUCCACCACAGCAGUUGGCCAAUACAACCCUAUCAAAAAUAUCAAGCACACUAAAAAGCUCCUUAUCUCAAACACUCUCCAUAUACUACCCAUUCGCAGGACGGCUGAGGUCCGGAUCGUACAUCCAUUGUAACGAUGAAGGCGUCGAUUUCAUAGAGGCCAGAAUUGGGAGCCCAUUUUCUGAGGCUCUGGAGAAAGAAGCUGAAAAGAGUGAAGCUGGUUUAGGCCACCUGUUUCGACAUGAGUCGAUUUGGGAUGAGGUGUCUGGUGAGGAUCCCAGUUUAUUGCUUGUUCAACUCAACUAUUUCACAGGCGGUGGAAUGGCUGUAGCUGUCAGCCUUUCGCACCGUAUUGGAGAUGCUUGCACUUUGUGCACAUUUAUAACUUACUGGGCUCACUUGACACGCCAUUCGGGUGAUCAUGAAAAAAUAGGUCAUUUGAGUCCUCACUUCAGUCAGAUGCCUCCUUACUGUGAAGGCGAUUCAGUCAUUCCAGUAAGUUCUCUUCCAAAAAAGUUCUGGAUUACUAAAGAGAUUGUGUUUCGCAACUCAAUGAUCAGAAAUCUGAAAGCCAAGAUUGGGAGUUCUUGUCAAGAAAAGUACACUAGAAAUGAACUUGUGACAGCACUACUUUACAGAAGUGUUGUAACUGUAUUAGCUAAACAAGAUUCUGGGGUGUUCGCGACCACAGUUUUGGCCCAGGCGGUGAACGUCAGGUCUAUAGUUGAUCCACCUCUACCAUUGUCCAGUGUUGGGAAUUGGUUUACAAUCAAUCACAUUCCAACAAGCACUCAGAGUGAACUAAUGUUGAAUUCAUUAGUGGAAAGAAUGCGAAAAGGGAAGAUGAAGAUUAAAGGAAUGAAAAGCUUGGAUGGGAACGAGGUAAUGCCAAUAUUAACUGACUAUAGAAACAGAAACUGCAGGGUAAUUUCUUUUACUAGUAUGUGCAAUUUUCCAAUAUAUGAUGUUAUGGAUUUUGGUUGGGGAAAGCCGGCGAAAGUGACAAUUGUAGACACGCCGUUUGUUGACUGCAUUGUUAUGAUGGAUACUCCGAGUGGGGAUGGUAUCAAGGCUAUUGUAAGUUUAGAAGAAGAGGCAAUGGGACAUUUUCUGGGGGAUACAGAGCUUCUUACUUGUGCUCCUUUUUGACUUAAACAGGCGGACAAGCAAGGCCUGUGUGGGUAGCAUUGGUGAA